AUGCGAGAGGGAAAGAUGGUGUUUACUGCAUUGCACAAUGUGCGAGUCUUCCAUCACGACCACUUUUCGGAGCCGACCACAGUAUUCAUAGCGGACGGCAUUAUAGUCAACGGAGCAGUGGACGUUACCGAUACAAUACAAUGCGAUGGUCGAUACCUUAUUCCCGGUCUUAUAGACAGCCAUCUGCAUGUCUCUGACAUAUCGGACCUAGAAGAUUUGAGUAGCUAUGGAGUUACCACUGCUUUUAACAUGAACUGUCUCAACUAUACAGCAUGUGCAAUACUGGCGGAUCAACCUGGCCUUACGAAAAUUUUAUCGGCCGGACUUGCAGCUGUCGGACUCGGGAGUCAUCACCAACAGCUCAGUGGUUUGCCUGCGGAUGAAACCAUUAACUGCACGUCCGAAGCUACUGACGUAGUAUCCCGGGUUUUUGGGAAUGGUUCACAGUACAUGAAAAUUGUAUCCGAGUUGAAUGGACCUACGUUGGACGUACAGCGCGCUGUCGUGGGACAAACACAUGCAAGAGGACACCAAGCAAUGACCCACGCUACCGAAAUGUACUGGUACGAGCUGGCGGUUUCAUCCGGCAGUGACGGGUUACAGCACAUACCCGCCGACAGGCCACUGACAACAGAUGUGGUAAUCCAGCUCCGGAAGCAGUCACAAUUCGUUACUCCCACUCUGAACAUCUUCAAGCUCUUGGACAGCGAACCCGGCUUUGUGCCUUUCUUGUUAGGAAGCAAUACCACGAACGGAUCAUACGCUACGGCGAAGCAAAAUGCGAGAGUCCUUCACAGAGCAGGAGUGCCCAUGCUGGCGGGAACCGAUGCGAUCGGCAAUAUAGGUGACGGAUCUAUCACAGACCCCUUCGGCCUCACGCUCCAUUGGGAGCUUCAACAUUUUGUCGACGCUGGAAUGACUCCAGCAGAGGCGAUUCAGUCAGCAACAAGCUCUCCUGCCUUCAUGCACCGCCAAUUUGACCGAGGUUUGAUUGAGGCCGGGAAAAGGGCAGAUUUGGUCCUUUUAAACAAAAAUCCGCUGAAGAAUAUCACGAACACGUUAGAUAUCGCGAGGGUCUGGAUCGGCGGUAUUGAGUACAGGAACAUUAGCAACCUUAGCUAG
This is a messenger RNA of Zasmidium cellare ATCC 36951, 1122 nucleotides long. RefSeq lists its product as uncharacterized. Gene Ontology annotation, molecular function: hydrolase activity, acting on carbon-nitrogen (but not peptide) bonds. The record is from RefSeq and is a predicted model, not a curated record. Bases 1 to 1122 code for a protein of 373 amino acids. The transcript has 2 exons. NCBI's taxonomy places the organism in Eukaryota, Fungi, Ascomycota, Dothideomycetes, Mycosphaerellales, Mycosphaerellaceae.